AUGUGUGCAAGCUCAACUGUAAUACGAUCGAAAGUCAGCCAGUCGUGCAUACCAUGGUUUAGUGCACCGUGCAAGGGUCAUCAGCUUCGUAGGACGGUGCAAAGCUCACUUCCGCAGCAAUGUCCAACAGAAUCCCGGUUCCUUUUGUUGUGGAAGGCCAGAAAAAUUCUGUCCGCGUUUGCUAUCGCUGCUCAUGUGUUGCGAAACUACACAAUCCUUGGUGCACCUGAAAAGUUAUGCGCAACAUCAUGUGAUCGGUCACUCAACCCUGGAGAGCACACAGAAGUACACUUCAUCUGGGCAAGAUGGCCCAUGUGGUUGGAGCGCGAAUUUACUGACCGGAAGGUUCUUCGUACGAACCCGACCCCUGCCUCUCGACUUCCUCUGUCUAGGCUUGGGCAACCUGGCAGUAUCCCAGCCCUCGUGCUUCCUUCGGGUGACAUGGCACCGUAA
Messenger RNA from Opisthorchis viverrini, 453 nucleotides. RefSeq lists its product as hypothetical. Lineage: Eukaryota; Metazoa; Platyhelminthes; Trematoda; Opisthorchiida; Opisthorchiidae. Bases 1 to 453 code for a protein of 150 amino acids. The transcript is spliced from 2 exons. The record is from RefSeq and is a predicted model, not a curated record.